AUGAACACAUUUGGAAGCAAUUUUAAAGAAGAGAGAGAAAAAAGAAGGAACAAAAAAUAUUAUACAAACAAAAACAACGAUUUUAAUAAUUUAGGAAAAAAUAAUAAAGUAAAUAUUAAGAAUAUUAAAACCUUGUAUAAUAUUUUUUCUUAUGUUGAAAAAGAAAAUACACAAGAAAAUGAUAAUAUUUUAUUCGAUAAAUAUCAAGUUAAUUCACAUAUAAACGAAUCCUCAAAUAUAAAACAAACAAAAAUUUGUAACAAAUCAAAAUGUAAUUAUGAUCAAAGUUAUGCUGAUAGCUAUGAUUUUUAUCAUACAGAUAAUAUUAAAAAAAAUAAUAAAAAUCAAAAUGUAAAUAUGAAAGAAAAUUAUUCACUGCAUACUUUAAAUAAACAUCAUAUACAUAUACAUGAUAACAAAAAUAAUGAGGAAUAUAAUAUUCUUAAUAUACAUUUACAAAACGAAGAAAUAGAAAAAAAAAAAAAAAAUUACACAACCCACUGUAACAUAAAGGACAACUUAUUCAAUCUUGAAAAUAAAAAUAUACACAAUAAAAUUCAAGAGGAAAAAUUUCAUAAUCUUAUAGAUAUUCAAAACACAGACGACAACAAAGAAUUUAUAUACAAAAAGAAGAGUAAUAAUAAUAAUAAUAAUAAUAAUAAUAGUAAUGAAAGCAAAAUAAAUAAUCCAGAGGAUGUUUCUGUUCAAACACAUGCACAUAAAAAACAAAAAGAAUCAUCUUUUAUUAAUGGAACAAACGAAAAUUUGAUAAACUGGUCAAAUGAAACCAAUAAUAUAAAAAGUCCAAAUAACAUAAAUCACGUUUAUAACAUUUAUGAUAUUAAUAAUGUUGACAAUAUAAGUAAUAAUAAUAAUUUAAAUAAUUCAUUAGAUAUUUUAUUAAAUCUUGAUUUUAAUUAUAACGAACAAAAUAAACAUAUCAAUAAAUAUAACGAUUAUAUAAAUAAUAACACAACAAAUGAAAACGAUACAUAUUCAAUAUUCUCAUCUUUAGAAAAAAAAAAUGAACAAAUGGAAAAAAUAAAUCAUGAUAUUUUUUCAUGCAAUAUGUUACAAAAUGAAAACAAUAUAAUCCAAAAAAAUGUUAUUGAUCAUCAUGAUCUUCAUAAUAGUUCUAAUUAUAUUAAAAUAAAUGAUAAUAAUAUUCAUACAGUUCCUUAUAAUAAUAUUAAUUUAAUAAAUGAAGAUAUAUUUUUUACUAAAAAUGGAACAGAAAUAAAAAAUAUGUCCAUUAAUGAAAAUCAUUCUAUACAGAAAAAUGAAAAUAAUAAUUCUACAAAUCAUUCUAAUAAUAUUAAUUUAUGUACUCAUAAAGAUAUUCUUCAUAAACAUACCACGCAAAAUGAAGUCUACAAAAAUGAAAUGUAUGAUUUUCUCAAUUUACAAAUGAAUGAAGAAAAUAUAUCCCAUAAUAAUACAUACACAUAUGAACAUAAUCAAAAUUUAAACAUAGAAAGAUUUCAAGACAAUACCUUCAUUUCUUAUGAAAAAGAAAAAGAAAAAGAAAAAGAAAUAAUAUUAACAGAUAAGAAAUCCUUUGAAAAUAAAUCAAACCAAAUAAAUUCAGAUAUUCUUCAUUUUAAUUUAAAAGAUUGGGAAGAUAUUUAUAAUGGUAAAAAGGAUCCAAAAGGGGAAUAUAUUUUGGAUGUGAAAAUGGCUAGUCAAAAUGUAAAAAUGGCUAGUCAAAAUGUAAAAAUGGAUAAUCAAAAUGUGAAAAUGGCUAGUCAAAAUGUGAAAAUGUCUAGUCAAAAUGUGAAAAUGUCUAGUCAAAAUGUGAAAAUGUCUAGUCAAAAUGUGAAAAUGUCUAGUCAAAAUGUGAAAAUGUCUAGUCAAAAUGUGAAAAUGUCUAGUCAAAAUGUGAAAAUGUCUAGUCAAAAUGUGAAAAUGUCUAGUCAAAAUGUGAAAAUGUCUAGUCAAAAUGUGAAAAUGUCUAGUCAAAAUGUGAAAAUGUCUAGUCAAAAUGUGAAAAUGUCUAGUCAAAAUGUGAAAAUGUCUAGUCAAAAUGUGAAAAUGUCUAGUCAAAAUGUGAAAAUGUCUAGUCAAAAUAUUCAAAUGAAUAGUCAUAAUGUGCAUACUUUUAGUGACCAUGUACAAAUGGACAAACACAGCAUCGCUAUAAUUAAUGACAACAUUGAUUUAAUUAAUGAUAAUGUUGGUACAUCUUGUGACAACGUUCAAUUUCCUAUUGAAAAAAACGAUAGAGUAAAGGAUAAAUUUUACGAAAACUGUGAUGAAUUAUUUUAUGAGAAUAUUCAGAAUGUUGAUCAAAAUAUAUAUAGGAAAGAUUUUUUUUUUUUCAAUGAUUAUAAUAAUGACCAUGAAAUUUAUUGCGAAAAUUUCUCUCGAAGUAUAUAUGAAAAGAGUUUACGUAAUGAAAAAGAGGAGAAAAUAAAAAAUGAUAAAUUAAUAGAAUUAAGUGAUGAUAUCUAUUCAUUAAAAGAAAGUUAUGAAGGGAGUGAAGGUGUUGUUAUACAUAAAAAUAAAAUUAAAAGUGAUGAUGAUACGUUUUCAUUGGGUAUGAAUGAAAACAAUUGUUAUAUUAUUUCAAAAAGUAAUAAUAUGGAAGAGGUGGAGGCAAAAACAGAUUUGUCUUAUGAUAUGAAAGAGUAUUUUAUAUUUGAAAAAAAUGAAAAUUUUUAUGGUGAAAAAAUAUAUGUACCAUAUGAUAUACAAAAUAAUAUUUCAUCUGAUUGUGCAAACAUAUCUUCAGAAAAAAAUAUAAUGCCCCAAGAAAAUAUAAACGUCAUAUGUGAUAAGAGUAAUAAUAUAUUUAUGAAUGGUCAAUAUAAUAAUCAUAUGAUACAUAAAAAGGAUGAUGAUAUUGGGAUACAUUGUAUGAACUAUUUUAUUGAGAAAAAAAAACAGCCACAAAUAAUAAAUGACAAUGAGAAUAAUUCUUUUUUUGAAAUAAUUGAAGAAAUAGAAAAUAUUAGUAAAGAUAUUAUAGGAAAUAAUAUUAAUGAUGAAAAUAAUUAUUUGGAAUUUUCUAAGGAUAUUAUAAAUGAAAUUAAAGAGGAUGAUAUGAAAAAGUGCAAUGUGCAUGAUCAUUUUAAAGAUCUUGAAAAUGAACAGGUUGGAAAUAUACAAAUGAAUAGUAAUACGAUAGUAAAUAAUAAUAUUAUAAAUAAUAAUAUUAUAAAUAAUAAUAUUAUAAAUAAUAAUAUUAUAACAAGUGAUACUCUGGAUACUAAAAAGGAUACUCUAGAUAUGUACAAUAAAAAUAAAAAUUUGGAUGAUCAAACUAAUAAUCAAAUGGAUAAUCAAAAGGAUGAUCAAACUAAUAAUCAAAUGGAUAAUCAAAAUGAUGAUCAAACUAAUAAUCAAAAGAAUAACCAAAUAAAUAACCAAACGAAUAAUCAAAUGGAUGAACAGAUGGAGCAUGUGAACCGUCCAAAGGACAAUAGUCAAAAUAUGCACACCCAAAUUUGUAAAGAAACAAAUGAAAGUCAUUAUACCUUAUUAAAUUAUUUCGAAAUAGAAAAUAAAAAAAGAAAAAUCCAAAAGGAAAACCAAAAGGAUCCAUUUAAUUUGUCUAUUCGUUAUGAUACUUAUAAUGAAUAUGAUUUAAAAUGUUAUGAUGAUAUUUACAAUAUUUUAAUGAAAAAAAAUUAUUUAGAUAUCUUUCCUAUUUUUGAAGAAAAUAAAAAAAACAACUUUCAUCAUAUGAACAUCAAAGAUUUCCAAAUAUUUUUAAGAAAAGAAAAAAAUAUAAUGAAAAGUGGUUUUAAUGAAAUGUAUGAUUAUAAUGAUUAUAUACAUUUUUUCAUUGAAGAUAUUUUUCAUAUGAAUAUCAAAGACUUUUUCUUUUUUAACAUAUAUAUAGAUAACAUGAAUAAGUGCAUUACAAAAAAGAAUAUUUUAAUUAAUAAUAUUAGCAAUUCACAUAAUUUCAUUAACGAUUUUUAUCAAAAACAUGAGAAGAUACUUACAUUAGAUAUCUUUUAUAAAAAUAUAAGCUAUUCACUUUACUUUCUUAUUUUUAUAAAUUUAUUAACACAACUAUGGGAAAAAUUAUCAUUCGAUAUAAAAAAAAUGAACGCUAAUAAAUUAUUAAAAUCCUUAAUUAAAUAUGUAAACAAGAAAAAAAUAGUUCACGUGCUAAAAUGUACUUACUUAUAUCUUUAUAACAUAUAUGAACAAUUAAACAAAACAUCUAUUGAUGAAAAGAAAAAAAAAAAAAUUAUUAAAAUUAUUAAAAAAAGUAAAAGUUUUAAAUCAAUUAAAAAAAAUAUAUACAAAAUUAAUAACUCCUGUUUUCAUUUGUUACUAUUUUUCUUGCCACUUUCUGUUCCUCCAUUUAAGAGUAAGAUUAAUAUUUAUGAACACCUUUUAACCUAUUUUCUUAAAAAUAUUAAUAAAAUGAUUUUCAAAUAUAUAAAGGAUGAUAAAAAAGGUUCUUUUUUUACUAAGUUUGAAAUGCAAGAAUUCAAGAAGGGUAACCAUCGUCGUCACAAUAAUAAUGAAAAGAAAAAUUAUGCUGACGACACAAAAAAGGGAAUUGAAGAAAAUAAUAAACACGUUCAAAAUAAUAUUUAUUAUAAUGCUAAAAAUAUGGAAAAUUAUGUUGGAAAUGAAAAUAUUUGUACACAUCAAGACAAGGACCAGAAUAUAUGUACAGGUCAGGUAAAUGUAAAAAAAAUAUGUACAGGUCAGGUAAAUGUAAAAAACAUAUGUACAGAUCAAGAAGAUGAUAAUUUAAUUAUGGAGAAAGAAAAUAUAAGUAAUUUUUCUUGUUUUCUUAUUUCAAAUGGCGAUCCUUUAGAAAAUGUAGAACGUUUAAGUAUAGAUAAUAAUGGAGAAUAUGAAAGUUCAUUAACAAAUGAGGAGGAAAUAAAAUGUAUAGAAGAAAAGACAGAUUCGUUUUUUAUAAAAAAUAGUAUUGAAAAAGAAUUGGAUAGAAAUAUGAAAUAUAUAGUUGAUAAUGUUAUACAAAAUAGUAGGAAGAACAUAUGUUUAUUAAAAAUAAAAAGUUUAGAAGAAUUAUUUCUGUAUUGUUUUGAAAUUAAUAAAAAUGAUUAUAUGUGUAUAAAUAAUUUAACGAAUGCGAUAAGGUAUAUAAAAGUUACAGAUAAAAUAGAAAAAAUGGAGAAAUCAUUUGAAUCCUAUAUAAAAAGAAAUAUCAAUUUUUAUAAUAUAUUUUUUAAAGUUAUAAUUCCUCUUUUGAAUAGAAUAACAAAUAUUUUUGAAAAUUUGGAAACCUUAUUUACGUUAUAUAUAAAUUAUAAUAUUAACAAGAAAAAAAAAAAAUUAUUUUAUUUUUACGACCCAUGGUUAUAUGGUUAUGAUUCAUUUUUAUCGUUUAUACAAUUGGACGAUAAAAAAAAUGUGAAUGAAAAUAAUAAGGAUUUAUUUUAUAAAAAAAAAAAAAAUUAUAUAAAUGAAGGAAAAGAAUAUAAUAAUAAAGAUGAAAGUGGACAAAAUUCGGAAAAUGAUUUAUAUCUAUAUGAUAUGGUUAUAGAAAAUAUAGAUGACUUUUUAACAUACUUUCGAGGCCUUGAUAAAAUUUUUAUUUCAAAAAAUAUAUUUGAUACUCUUGAUAAUAUAUAUAGUAUAAAAAAUACUAGUCAUUUACUUUCUAUUAUUAAGAAUAACAAAGCAAAAAUAAAAAUAAGAACCAAAAAUAAAGAAAAAAUAAACCAAGGAUUGAAUAAAUUAAAUAUGAGAAUAUAUUAUUCACAUAUCUUAAAUCUGUGUAACAAUGAAAGUUAUAUAAAAAUAAAUACUAGAGCACUAAAAUAUUUAUUCUUUAAUUUGUAUUUUAAUUAA
Molecule: messenger RNA, 5787 nt
Organism: Plasmodium falciparum 3D7
Lineage: Eukaryota; Apicomplexa; Aconoidasida; Haemosporida; Plasmodiidae
Source: RefSeq, a predicted model, not a curated record